This is a messenger RNA of Echinococcus granulosus, 147 nucleotides long. RefSeq lists its product as hypothetical. The transcript is spliced from 2 exons. Bases 1 to 147 code for a protein of 48 amino acids. The record is from RefSeq and is a predicted model, not a curated record. NCBI's taxonomy places the organism in Eukaryota, Metazoa, Platyhelminthes, Cestoda, Cyclophyllidea, Taeniidae.
AUGUCAGUUGCUGUUAGGGCAGCUUUGUACCUGUGCGCUGGGGACUGGCUCUCAGGCGACGGGGGAGAGGUCGAGCACAGAAGGCCAUUUGAUCUUCCCCGAAUCAUCGUCUACGCUGGCGGUGGGGGUUCUGCUCAUGCUGCCUGA